Phyllostomus discolor (pale spear-nosed bat) is the source of this 3626-nucleotide messenger RNA. RefSeq names its product poly(ADP-ribose) polymerase family member 15 (gene PARP15). Gene Ontology annotation, molecular function: NAD+ poly-ADP-ribosyltransferase activity; transcription corepressor activity. The record is from RefSeq and is a predicted model, not a curated record. The transcript is spliced from 13 exons. NCBI's taxonomy places the organism in Eukaryota, Metazoa, Chordata, Mammalia, Chiroptera, Phyllostomidae. Bases 171 to 2156 code for a protein of 661 amino acids. Gene Ontology annotation, cellular component: cytoplasm; nucleus. Gene Ontology annotation, biological process: negative regulation of gene expression.
AUCCUCCCAGCCCCGCCCGCUGCCAGGGCCCAAGAGCUUGCACACUAAGUUGCAGGAGUACUUUCAGAGCCAGAAGAGCCCCAGAGCCUCAGAAGAGAUCCGGAGGGCGGUAGCCUGAAGUCUGCUAGGAACCGGGCAACCCGGCUUCCUGGCGCUCUUCCUCGAGGAGGAUGUCAGGCAGCUGGAAAGAUCGCCUUUCGAUCGGAAAUGUUCUAGCCUCAACCCAAACCAAAGAAGGUCUGAACCUCGUGUUGAUAAGAGGAGAUGUUUCAUAUUUCUGUGCCGAUGUCAUUGUCAACACCGUUCCCACGGAUCUUCAGCUUGGAAGAGGAUCACUCUCUCAGGCUCUUUUGCAGAAAGCUGGCCCCAUGCUCCAGAAAGAGCUAAAUGCCACCAGACAGGAAACAACGGAGAAAGUGGGCAGCAUAUUCAUGACAAGUGGCUGCAAUCUGGACUGCAAAGCUGUGCUCCAUGUUGUGGCUCCAGAUUGGGAUAAUGGAGCUGGAUCUUCUCAGCAGAUCAUGACGAAUAUAAUCAAGAAAUGUUUGACGACUAUAGAACAGCUAUCUUUUUCAUCAAUCACAUUUCCCAUGAUUGGAACAGGAAAUUUGGGUUUUCCCAAAGAUAUAUUUGCUGAAUUAAUCCUUUCAGCAGUGUUGAAAUUUAGUAGCAGUGCGUGGCUGAAAACCUUACAAGAAGUUCACUUUCUGGUACAUCUAGAUGAUGAUGAAGGCCGUCAGGCAUUUUUGGAUGAAUUCACUAGAUUGUUGAGUGGAAAUCCCAACAAGGACAGGAUUCUCAUGACUGGAGAUACCCAAGGUAUCUUCGGGACUGUCACUAACCCUAAGUCCACAAGGUAUAAAAUGAGAAUUGGUGUGAUUACUCUCCAGGUUGCUGUUGGAGAUAUCACAAAAGAAAGCACAGAUGUUAUUGUAAACUCAACAACAAGGACUUUUAAUCUGAAAUCAGGGGUGUCAAAAGCAAUUUUAGAAGGUGCUGGACCAGCUGUGGAAGAUGAAUGUGCUGUACUCGCAACACAGCCUCACAGAGAUUUUAUAGUUACACAAGGUGGACACUUAAUGUGCAAGAGAAUAAUUCAUGUUCUUGGGGAAAAUGAUGUCAGGAAAACAGUUUCCAGUGUUCUAGAAGAGUGUGAACGGAGGAAGUACAAAUCUGUUUCCCUUCCUGCCAUCGGAACAGGAAAUGCUGGGAAAAACCCAACCAGGGUUGCCGAUGACAUGAUCGAUGCUAUUGUAGACUUUACACGGAAACAUUCUACCCCAUCAUUAAAAAAAGUUAAAGUUGUUGUCUUUCUAACUGAGCUGCUAAAUGUAUUCUAUGGCAACAUGAAGAAAAGAGAAAUAACCACAUCACCCACCUUUCAGUCCACAUCCCCCAAGGCUGCAUUUUCAGGACUUCACAGACAGCAUCCUAUAAUACAUGGGCAAAGCACAAGCACUGUGGAAGAAAAUCUCCUGUCCACUGAUUGUUCUUCUGAGGGACAAAAUCAUGCCUGGGAAGCAGGAGUAACUAAUGAACAGGAAGAGGAGAGCAAUGAUGAUAUUCCUGAGUCCUGGACUGACACGAAUCAGCAGCUGUUUUGUGUGAUCCAGUUACAGCCCGGACAGUCAGAAUAUGACGCUGUGAAGGAGAGGUUCUCUCAGACUUGUCCUUCCUACACAAUAGAGAAGAUUGAGAGGAUACAGAAUGUAUUUCUCUGGCAGAGCUACCAGGUAAAGAAAAAGCACAUGGACAUGAAGAAUGGCCAUAUGGGUAAUGAGAGAAUCCUCUUCCAUGGGACAGAUGCAGACUCAGUGCCACACAUCAAUCAGCACGGCUUUAAUCGCAGUUAUGCUGGGAAGAAUGCUAUAGCGUAUGGAAAAGGAACCUAUUUUGCUGUUGAUGCCAGUUAUUCUGCUAAUGAUAACUACUCCAGACCGGACGGCAAUGGGAGGAAGCAUGUUUAUGUUGCACGAGUCCUUACAGGAGCCUACACACUCGGACAUGAGGGAUUAAUUAGCCCACCAUCAAAGAACACUUUUAAUUCCACAGAUCUGUUUGACUCUGUCACAGAUGAUAUACAAUAUCCAAAGGUAUUCGUGGUAUUCUUCGAUUAUCAAGCUUAUCCAGAAUAUCUCAUAACUUUCAGAUAUUAAAACAUAGGAUUUAGUCAUCUAUUUAUAAGAACAAUUUAUAGAGAUUUUGUUUUUGCCUUUGGCUUGUUUACACAGAUUUAAACAUUUCCAUGUUAGGUGCUAUAGUGGUGAAAAAAGUCUUUUUAAAUGCUUUAUUACAAUUUGUAGCAUACCUGUUUUCUGAGCAUAUUGAUGGGUAGAAGCUGAGAAAUGUAAAUAACACAAUUAUAGCUACAACUAUAGACACCAAAUCCAUAGGAGAACAGAGAGCACCUUUCUUCUUUUCUAUUAGAAAAGAAAUAAGAUGAAUCACUAUAGAGAGAGGUUGUCACCAUUCUUAUUGGAAUAUGUUAAGACAUCAAACUGUGUCGAGCUAAAGCAUACUAUUAAAUGAAUGGGCUGCUAUUAUGCAUCUGUGACAGCUAGGGAUUUUGUCUCUCUGAGAAACACUUAUUAGCAGUAGAAUGACUGAAUCAAGGAAUAUUACGUCAACUCUGUUGUGGAACAAGUCAGGUAAAAAAUGUGUUGUAUUGAUAUCUAAUGCUACAUUGCAAGUUACUGCCAAACUUAGUGGCUUUGUGGGUAAGGAAUUCGGGCCUGGCUUAGCUGAGUCAUUCUGGCUUGAGGUUUAUCGUGAAGUUGCAGUGAAGAUGUUGGCAGGGGAUGCAGUCAUCUGCCGGCCUCACUGGGGCUGGAGGGACUGCCUCCAGGGUGAAUCACUCAGAUAGCUGGCAAGGUUUUGUUGGUCAUUGGCAGGAGUCCUCAGUUCUGGUCCACUUGGAGCUCUCUGCAGAGCUGCUUUAGUGUCCUCAUAACAUGGCAGUUAGCUUACUCCACAGUGAGCAAUUUAGGAAAGAGAAGGCAGAAGCCACAGUGUCUUUUAUGGCUUACCUUCUGAAGUCAUACUCCAUCUUUUCUACAAUAUCCUGUUGGUUACAUGAAUCAGCUCAUUCAAUUUGGGAGGGAAUUAAACAAGGCAUGGACACCAGUAGUCAAGGAUCAUAGGGGACCAUCUUGGAAGUCAUAUAAAUGCAUGAACGAAUGAUAAAUUGAUAACAUGUUAGCAGUAAAAAGUACACUACAUCAUCUAGUCCCACUGUCCCCUCACCUUUCUUCCUUCACUAUCUCCCACUCCUAGGGAAAAAAGCCUUCUAGCCUCUGCUUGACCAUGUCCAGCACUUAGGGUCUUGAGAGGACCCAUUCCAUUCUGGGACAGCUCAUAUUAUUAGAAAACUCUUGCUUACACUGAGUUGAAAUGUAUUCUUCUAUGUCUAUUACCUGCUGAUCACUGGCCUACCUACACUGACCCAGAACACAUGUCAUUUAUUUUAGAGAUGAUGGCCCUUCAGAUUUAACCCUUAUACUAAUUUUAGCCAAAUUCUAAAAAUGUUUAGCAGCUUAUUUACCCUGUAACACUACUUUUCAGGAGUUGCAGACAUUUAAGAAUUGAUUCCAUUAUCAUAAGUAAAGCACAUGCACAUUUAAAGAGUA